Molecule: messenger RNA, 3961 nt
Organism: Drosophila willistoni
Lineage: Eukaryota; Metazoa; Arthropoda; Insecta; Diptera; Drosophilidae
Gene: rb
Product: AP-3 complex subunit beta-2
Exons: 2
Coding region: 268-3711 (1147 amino acids)
Biological process (GO): vesicle-mediated transport; intracellular protein transport
Cellular component (GO): AP-3 adaptor complex; membrane coat
Source: RefSeq, a predicted model, not a curated record
GCAGAUGGGUGUGGCAACGCCAUUUAGUUUUUUAGCCAGAUUUUUUGCACUAACAAAUCCUCGAACUAAGCUUAUAUUUUAACUUAUACAAGUGCCAGCUAAGCAUUAGGCAAAGAAACUAAGCCGUAGCUAAACUUAGCGGUUUCACGGAACUAAAACCAAAUAACAAGUUUACGACGACGAUACUUUCUCCCAAUAGAAACACAAAGAGAACGAGAGAUAGAUAUAUAUACAUACGGUAAGAGAGAGAGUGGGCGAGCGACCGAGAUGCAACAGAACGCUGCCAGUAAUCCAUUCUCAAUGGUGGCCGCAUAUGGGGAUCGUCCCCAAAUGGGCCUCGACGUUGAGUUCGGCUCUGAUCCUGCCAGCGGAGCGGCGUUCUUCCAAAGCGAUGGCCGCAAGCAUGAUGAUCUCAAGCAGAUGCUUGAUAGCAACAAGGAUGGGCUCAAACUGGAGGCCAUGAAGCGAAUCAUUGGGAUGAUAGCCCGCGGCCGAGAUGCUAGUGACCUCUUUCCAGCUGUCGUCAAGAAUGUUGUGUCGAAGAACAUUGAGGUCAAAAAGCUGGUCUAUGUGUAUUUGGUGCGCUAUGCAGAGGAACAGCAAGAUUUGGCCCUGCUAUCGAUAUCAACAUUCCAGCGAGCCCUGAAGGAUCCAAACCAGCUGAUUCGUGCCUCGGCGCUGAGAGUGCUGUCUUCCAUACGGGUUAAUAUGAUUGUGCCCAUUGUGAUGUUGGCCAUUCGGGACAGUUCGGCGGAUCUGAGUGCGUAUGUGCGCAAGACUGCUGCCCAUGCGAUACCCAAGUUGUAUUCGUUGGAUGCCGAGCAAAAAGAUGAACUUGUGAUGGUCAUUGAGAAGCUGCUGUCUGAUAGAACCACCUUGGUGGUGGGCUCUGCUGUGAUGGCCUUCGAUGAGGUGUGCCCCGAACGAGUGGAUCUCAUCCAUAAAAAUUAUCGCAAACUGUGCAAUCUUCUGGUGGAUGUAGAUGAAUGGGGUCAAGUGAUUAUUAUAAAUAUGUUGACACGCUAUGCUCGCACUCAGUUCGUAAAUCCCAAUGGUGACGAGGAUGCCGAUAUGGCUGCGGAAGCGGCCUCUCACGGAGGAGCCAACGACGAGCGUUUCUAUGAUGAGUCGUCACCCGACGAGGCCGACGAGCAACAUGACCAUGAGGAGGAUGACGAUGAUGAAAAAUCGCAUGAGUCGGUGCAAAACAAUGGCGUUCCAUCCAAUUCCCCAUCGACUAGCUAUCACAUCGAUGUGGAUCAUCGCCUCCUGCUGCGGCAGACGAAGCCCCUUCUCCAAUCCCGCAAUGCCAGCGUCGUAAUGGCCGUUGCCCAACUGUAUCACCAUGUGGCUCCUCGGCACGAGGUGCAGCUGAUAGCCAAGGCCCUGAUUCGGCUGCUGCGCUCCCACAAAGAAGUCCAGAGUGUUGUCCUCAAUUGCAUUGCCUCGAUGUCAACCAAGCGCAAAACCAUUUUCGAGCCCCAUCUCAAGUCGUUCUUUGUGCGGACCAGUGAUCCGACGCAUCUGAAGCUUCUCAAAUUGAACAUACUAACAAAUUUGGCAUCGGCCUCAAGUAUCUCGCUAAUCCUGCGUGAAUUCCAGACCUACAUUUCCAGCAAUGAUCGUUCCUUUGUGGCUGCCACCAUUCAGGCGAUUGGACGAUGCGCGGCAAGCAUCAAAGAGGUCACCGAGACCUGCCUAAGUGGUCUUGUCCAUCUCCUAUCCAAUCAUGAUGAACAUGUGGUGGCCGAGAGUGUGGUGGUUAUUAAAAAGCUAUUCCAGACCAAGGCUGCAGAGCACUACGAGAUUAUUACCCAAAUGGCCAAGCUGAUUGAUUUCAUCAAUGUGCCAGCUGCUCGGGCGGCCAUCAUUUGGCUAAUUGGUGAAUACAAUGAAAAAGUGCCACUAAUAGCACCCGAUGUCCUUCGCAAGAUGGCCAAAUCGUUUGUGGACGAGCAGGACGUGGUUAAGCUGCAGGUGCUGAAUCUUGGCGUUAAACUCUACUUGACCAAUCCUCAGCAGACUUCGCUGCUCUGCCAAUAUGUAUUUACCUUGGCCCGCUAUGACUGUAACUACGAUGUCAGGGAUCGGGCGCGAUUCUUGCGCCAGUUCAUCUUUCCAUCGAACGGCGGUGGACAGACGAUGUUGAGUCAGCAUGCCCGGCAGGUGUUCCUGGCCACCAAGCCGGCACCGUUGCCGGAAAGCAAAUACCGGGAUAGCAACAACUUUCAAUUGGGCUCCCUGUCGCAUUAUCUGAAUAUGCCGGCAACUGGCUACAAAGAAUUGCCCACAUUCCCAGCUGUAGCCCCGGAUCCGACUGUUCGAAAUAUACCGGGCUUCAUGCAGGAGAAGCUGUCCAUCAACAGUGAGAGUCCUCUAAAGGGCGGUGGUGCUGGUGCAGGUGCGACAGGCGCUGGUAGUGGCGAGAACUCCGGGUCUAAACAGCAGCGUAAAAAGGAGAGAAAUUUCCUGUCCGACGACGAGGACGAUAAAUCGUCAGCCUACUCCGAGUCCAGCAGUAGCAGUUCCAGCACGAGCUCCGAUUCGAACAGCAGUGACGAGAGCAGCAAUGAAGACAAUCCUGGCGAGGAUGACAAACAGAAGCCAAAACCGAAAGAAUCAACGCCAAAACUGAUUGACGACGAUGACGUUGUCGCAAAGGCGGUUGCAGUUAACAAUCAAACCAGAGAUGGAGGCGAAUCUGGAACAUCCGAUAGCGAGGAGUCAUCCGAAUAUAGUGGCAGCAGUAGCAGCAGCAACAGCAGCGAUGAGCCAGAUGAACAGCUGCAAGAAGCAAAGAAACAGACGGAGAAACCAGUGGCCGCCAAGGCAACACCAACAGCUAAAAGCAAUCUUGAUCUUUUACUUGAUCUAGACGAUAUUCCGCCCAUAGGCCCUGUGAUGACACCCUCCUUAGGAGGCUUCCUUACGCCAGGCACUCCCGCAGUGACGCAAACCCAGGCCAGUCCAGCGACUGGCGGACUCGAACUAGUGGGACCCUCGUACAUUGAAUUCAAGCACAAGCAGCUCCUCAAUAAAGUCAGUGGGCAUGGCCUCCAGCUGGCCUAUCGCUUCACCCGCGCCCCACACCUCUACUCUUCCAGCAUGUGUUCCAUUGAGCUACAAUUCCAGAACUGUGGUCCCCACGAGAUCACCAACAUCCACUUGGGCCAAAGGACACUGCCAGCCGGGAUGCAACUGAACGAAUUUUCACCUGUGGCCCAACUGCAGCCGCAGCAAAUGGCCAGUGGCGUGCUGGGCAUUGAUUUCAAUGACUCCACCCAUGCCGUUGACCUCGAACUGGUGUCCAGUGCGGGCAGCUCGCGAGUCCAAUUGAAGCCUCCAGUGGGUGAGCUGGUUCGGGCCAUCCAAAUACCCGAGAGCCAUCAUCGCGAAGAACGUGCGAAGCUGAGGGGCAUGAAUGAGCAUCAGUGCGAAUUGCACGGCCUGAGACGGGAUCUAAUUGAUGUCACUUCACUCAAACAGAAGAUCUUCGAGUGUCUCAAUGUGGCCCAUACGCACAGCUCGGCCACAGGACAGUUGCAUUGCUUUGCCGGCCAGACAUUAAGUUCCAAGAGUCUCGUCCUGCUCACUCUCCAAUGGCAGUCGGAUGAGGCCCUCACCCUGCUGGUCAACUGCGAGAAGAUGGUUAUCGGUUCCAUGGUGCUCAAUGAAUUGCGUAAUGCUCUGCAGUUGAGCUUCUCCAUGUGAGCAGCAUGAGAUUGAGUGCGAGAUGACGUACAUACGUACACAUACAUACAUACAUAUACAUAUACAAUUUAUAACAUAUAUAUAAUAUAUAGUUUCAAUAUCUACUGCUGUGUAAUAUGGUUUCCUCUCUCUCUCUCACACUCUGUCUCUCUCGCUGGCUCUUUCUCUUUUAAAUCUCUCAUCAAAUCAAAUGGAAUUUCCUUUGUCAAACAAAUUUUAAAAUGCAUUUGAAGAAAUAUCUGUUGCUUCU